AUGGGUGGAGAAGUUAUUCACUUAUACCACAGAAUUAUGAUUUCUAUUUUGUGGGAUGAUGUGAAGUACGAUUCGUUCGUCAUAGGCAGCGAUGAAGAUUUGCAAGUUCUGUUCCAUUAUUGUCGACAAUUUUUGGAGCCCGAGGCAGCUUUGGUUGCCUCCCUGUCCUUUGCUGCUAAUCUAAACUACACUCGUGACGGAGAAAUGGGUGACAAUGGUCCCUUCGGCGAUGUUAUGAUGUUGAUGGCCGGUAUUCCUAAUGUGGAUGAGGAUGGUGAUGAUGUGGAGCCCGCCGCCAUUGUCGAUGAUAGCGAUGAUGAGCUAGCAAUGAGUACUCCAACUGGGGGUGGUGGAGCAACUAUUUCAGGAACUCUGCAAUUCACACAGGUUACAAGAGGACAAGCUGAGUUCCAAGUUGUUCAGCAGUUUCAGGAUAAAAAGGAGGUCGUGUUAAGCGUGAAAACUUAUAGCAUUCGAUGUGGAAUUGAGUAUAAAGUGUUGGAAUCUGAUUAUCGCAAGUACCAUGGGAAGUGUAAGAAAUUCGGCAACAGUGAUCACAAGAGGCUUGAUUACCAAGUGAUCUCGGCCUUCAUACUGCCUAUGAUUAGAGCCGAUGUUACCGUGUCGAUCAAGAUGACGAUGCUGGAUAGUAUUGCAGUGUUAAGGACAAGUCCUGUGCGACUGGGUGGCCAAGUCGAUAAGUCACAUGCUUAUUUCCACCGUCUUUUUUGGACAUUUCCACCGCGUAUCAAGGCCUUCCGACGUUGCAAGCCUCUGGUUAGUGUCAACGGAAUCCACUUGUACGACAAAUAUGGUGGUACACUGCUGGUUGCAAUAGCUCAGGACGGCAAUUCAAAUAUCAUUCCUGUUGCAUUCACCCUUUUGGAGUGUGAGAAUGCACAGUUGUGGUCAUUGAUGCAUGAGAAUCUUAUGUACUUUUCUUGGGUGUUUCUUAGGUGA
Arachis stenosperma is the source of this 960-nucleotide messenger RNA. RefSeq lists its product as uncharacterized. The record is from RefSeq and is a predicted model, not a curated record. NCBI's taxonomy places the organism in Eukaryota, Viridiplantae, Streptophyta, Magnoliopsida, Fabales, Fabaceae. The transcript is spliced from 6 exons. The coding region runs from base 1 to 960 and encodes 319 amino acids.